Molecule: messenger RNA, 860 nt
Organism: Sodiomyces alkalinus F11
Lineage: Eukaryota; Fungi; Ascomycota; Sordariomycetes; Glomerellales; Plectosphaerellaceae
Exons: 3
Coding region: 10-420 (136 amino acids)
Biological process (GO): mitochondrial respiratory chain complex II assembly
Cellular component (GO): mitochondrion
Source: RefSeq, a predicted model, not a curated record
GGGCCGACGAUGACCGAAAGAUCGACACAUGCCACAGGACCAGCGUUCGUGAGCUCACGUACCAUCCUCAGUAACUUCACGUCUUCGCCAAUUCUUCCCCGACAAGCCCAUCCUUUCUCCAUCACCUACACGUCUAAGGUACAGAGCUCGACAUACACCGUACACGUGCCAAUGGCGGCCGGCAAGCGAGCGCUGUCUGGCCUUCAGAGAGAAGUCCUCUCGCUGUAUCGGCAAUGCCUCCGAGACAUUCGCACCAAGCCAGAGGCUACCCAACCUCACUUUCGGUCGUUUGCCCGGUCCGAGUUUGACAAGCACAUCGCCAUCGACAAACGCGACUUCGGCGCCAUCGAAUUCUUGCUGCGAAAAGGACGCCGUCAGGUCGAGGUGUAUGCGGCCCCGGGUAUCAAAGACAUCCGAUGAGACGAACGACUGCCCAUGCGCCUGCUUCCCAUACGGCAAUACGGUGCACUGUUUCGCAAGCCGGAACAUUGUCGAAGGACUCAACCCAUGCUUCAGGGGUCCGUCCCCGUUCGCCGGAGCAAGAAGUCGCUUCAAGUACAAAUCAUCCCGUCCAUCCCACCAUCAGUCGAAUCACAUUGCUCUCCGGCGCCCCUCCUGAUACGGCGCACUAAGGGGGCGUUAUCGGCUUGCCUGCCAGUGGGCAAGCGGUGAUCCUUUUCUACGCCGAUUUUUCCUCCCUCGUUUGCUGAAGAGGCCGUUUGAACGUCAAGCAGAGGGAUUUGUAGAUGCAUCUGGGAAGACUCACCUGGGGUUAACUCGAAACAACCCCCUUUGACUUUGUGUAUUAUACAGAAAAAAUACAAUGUAUCAAAAAAGCACCAGUGGAUGCGAGUCCAACG